CUUGUCUCUGCCAUGCCAGUGUGUCUCAGUGCCUGUUCUCUCGCUCCUCGGCUUAGUAUAUCUCUUUUCAUCCUCGGGCUUGACUUCCUUUUCCCACCGCAAACCUCACUUUCAACUCCCGCCCUUCAGCCUCGCUGGCAUUGUCACAGUUGUGGAUGGGUCAUGCGUGCGAGAACAGGAUGCCAGCCGUGUCGUGAUCGCCAUGUGAAAUGUGUCAGGCUGCCAGGCCUCCAGAAGUGCCAGAAGUGCAUCGAAGCUCAGCGGGACUGCCUGCUCAACGCGCCCUUGCAUUUUCGGCCGGUCAAGUCGGUUCGCCUCAAAACCGUUGAUGGAAGAAGAAUCAAACAUGAUUUGAGGCACAGUUCCCUGCAGGUCUGGGUUGAUGUUCCAGCAGAAGUACGCUUCGUGUCCUCCAACGACAAGGGCGAGAGCCUAGAUAGACCUGACCUUGACAUCGAGGAGGAGACCGACGGUGAAAUCACCAAGGAGAGCGAAUCUUUGCUAGUCGAGAGCCCUUCAGCACGAACUGUUACGUCGAAUACCCAAGCAGACCUUCUACGAGAACGAAAUCCAACCUCAGCAUUAGCAUCAGCUGCCCACCCGUGGGCAUCACCACCACCACAGCCAGCGUUUCAUCAAAGCCCGGUCCAGCACUACAGUCUCCAGCACACCAGCCCGGAGUCUCAGUUUUCAGCGCCGGCGCAUCCUUCUGUCGGGAUAUCGUCCACCCAUUCUGCUACCUGGUUUCCAGGCCGUCAGCCUUCUCCUGCGCUUUUUAGCGUACCAUCCAAUGCAGCCUCUCCGAAUUAUGGGAUAUCGUCGUCAUGGCUGUUCAAAAGUCUUCACGAAGCACGUCUGCUGCAUCACUAUAUUGUCCAUCUCUCACCACAGUUCGACUCCUGUGACAAGCAGAGCCACUUCGGCAACGAGAUUCCCAGACGAGCAGCCCAUUACCCCGUCAUCCGAAGUGCCAUUUUCGCAGUUUCGUCCCGUCACAUGAGUCUGAUAGCGGGUGCGGAAGACGACGAAUCGCCGCACUACGUGAGCGAGUGUCUACGCAUUCUGAUCACAGCCUUGGAAGAUCCGAUGGGUCACUUUGACGAGAACCUCCUUGCUGCCAUUAUUCUGCUCCGGACACAUGAAGAACUGUCGGACAACGAUGAAAGAUGCCAUCUGUUUGGCACGACCCGACUACUGAACUCAAUUGCCUCGUUUGCUGCCGAUGGUGGCCUCCGCGAGUCGGCAAGUUGGGUAUCACUGCGACAGCACAUAUACAUUUGCCUGACUUCGCAGCACCCGCUGACCAUCAACCUCACCAACUACCGGCACUCGAACGUCUUCCAAAACUCGGACGAUGAGUCCUGGGCGAAUCGCAUCAUCUUCAUAUUUGCCAGUAUCCUGACGCAUGUCUUUCGGCCAGAAGGCGAACAACAGCUGUCUGUUGACCAGUGGAACGAGCUAGACGCGGAUGUGAGGUCAUGGGAUCUAUCCAAGCCGUGGCACUUUGCACCCUUGUUUAUGGAGCGUCCAGACACACACACGACAGCCUCAGAUGGUCCGCGGCGCAGCGUCUGGCCCGAGGUCUUUGUGUGUAAUCCUGCCCAAGUCGUGGGAUUGCAGCACUAUUACUUGGCCAAGAUUGUCCUGGCUAUCUACGAUCCCCGGCUUUCCAGGCUGAGCUUUGACUCUCUUCGGCUCAGGAGAGCUUCCGAGUCGGUGGUACGUGAGAACCUUCGACUGGUGCUUGGCCUGGCAGUGAGCAACGACCACGUCGCCACGGCUAUGUUUCAAGCGUCGCAUAUUCUGUCGGCUUGCGGCAUGUAUUUGGACGACCCUGAAGAGCAGGAGGCGGCAGUCGAGUUCCUCGUUCGGAUGCAUACACGCCUAGGCUGGCAAACAGCACAUGUCCUGCGCGAUCUCAAGGAACAGUGGCAAUCUUGAAGCAGCUGCAGGCUGCUUGUUUGCCUAACAGAACAGAACAGCGUAUAUGGUCUUUCCGGUCUAACAUUCAUGUUUUUCUCAGCAUGCUAACUAACGGUGGUCUAUCAUUCAUGACAAGGUCAACCUAACCCCACACAUCUUCACGCCACUUGCCCCUGCGUUUGAGCCCUUCAGUCCAACUCUUGACUUGAGAGUCGUCCCAGCCUCUAGCCUCCUUAAUGGCCUCGGCGACACUGGCGCCGACCUCGCGAGCCAUUGCGGCACGACCGCAGAUAUAGAAGUUGGCGCCCUUGUCCUCGAUCAAGUCGACUACUUGUCUGCCGUACUCGCGCACCCGCUGUUGCACAUAGACCUUGGGUUCGCCGGGCAAUCGAGAAAACGCGGUGACCACUUUGAGCAAGGGGGAGGAAUCGGAAUCCUGAUCGGAUCCGGCCACAGCCACCCGCAUCAGCUCGUCACGGUAGAUGAAAUCCUCGUCGGGAUGGCGGCACCCGAAGAACAGCAGCAUCUCGCCGACGGGCUUACCGAUGGAGUGCAGUUUGGCGCGCUCGGCCACGAACGCUCGAAAGGGCGCCAACCCAGUUCCCGCUGCUACCAUGAUGAUCGGACAGCUGCUUUGGAGCGGGAGCUUGAAUUUGCUCUUGCGCACGUGUGCAAAUAGCUUGGUGCCCUGUAGCAGGUUUGACGGGCCCGCCACGUCGUACGUGGUAGCGUCAAUCUCUGGAGGAGCAAUAUCCUUUGCUUCUGCCGAAGCAGAAUCAUGAGCGUGCGAAGACUGUGACUUUGAAAGCGCAAGCAGAUAAUUUGAUGCCACACCAUUGAUUUUCUGCUGCGGAUUGGCGGGGAGAGCAUCGGCCGCCACGAGUGCCGUGAUGGCGGCUCGCCGUGGACUGAGGACGCUGCUGGACGAAAUCGAGUAAUAGCGCGGCUGGAUUGGCGGCAACGCCUCGACGACAAACGACAGCGGCAGAGCCGUCCAUGGCUCAUUGGGGCUCGCCAGCCUCAGCAGCCGGCCGAGCGUGAGGUGCGUUGUGGCCAGGUACGACGCAUACACGUCCUUAUCUUGCGCGAGCUUGAGUAGGUAGGACUUGGCCUCGGCGGUCGGAGCGAAGGCCAACAGGCCUUGGAUCGUGCUGCGAGAGACGGGUGCAGACACCUCGAGGUAGUGUGUGAACAGGGCGCGAACCGUGGUCGGCGACGGAAGCUGGAGUUUGGCGCCCUCCCCUUCGACCGAUUUCAGCAAAACGGGCACGUCUUGCCGUUCAUGCAGCUGGAGCGCGGUCAACAGCUCGUCGACUUCGUGGUUGGGAUUGAUCGGCCACACGCCGAGAUGGUCACCGGUCUUGUAAUGGAUGUCCGGGUACUCGGCCAGAUCUAGCUCCAUGUGGACGCAGUUUCUGUCGGUCCCGGACAAUGAAGGAGCAAACAAUUCCCGCGCAUUCUUGAUGGACAAGGCGCGGAUCGGCGAACAAUUGUUGCUGUUGUUGAUCACUCCAACAGGUUCGCCAUGAUGCAGGUCGAUCGAUGUCAAGGAUUCGUCUUCCACAAUGGUAAUGGCCGGCUGGUACUCGACGACCCGCUCCUCAAGACCGAGAUACGUUCUGAACAUGGCGUACAGCGCGUCUUUCCACGCCAAAAAAUCUUCUUCGGUUGAGCGCUGGGCAUCAUCGGCCUUGCCUACGGGGAGAAGUAGGGUCGCGCCAUUCUCGGUCAAUGUCUGUGCCACCACGUCGACGACUCGAUUGAAGUAUUUGUAGUUGCUGUUUCCCAGGCCGAAUGCGGCGUAUUGGAGGUUCGACAGGAGUGGUGCCGCCGCUGGGUGGGUUGUAGCUCUAUUGUUGCUGUUGUUCAAGUUGUUGUUGAUCCAGUCCCAGAACCCAGUGGCAUUGUCGCUCGGAUCGCCCUCGCCGUAAGUGGACAGAAUGAAGAUGGCCAACUGCGUUGGUGCCAAUUCAGCGAUCGACUCUGCGUCGUAGUCGGACAGGUCAGCCGCCAGACAGCCCAGCCCGAACCGCGAUUGACAUUCCUUGGCCAGUUGGGUUGCGAAGCGCUCGGCCGUGCCUGAUUGAGAGCCCCAGAAGAUGACUGCCCGUUUGUCGGUUUCGUUCAGCUUCUUUGCAAUGCUGCGUUGAGCUUUUGUCUGGUUUGACUUUGCUGAGUUUUGAUCCUUCCCGUCCGAUUGGGGUCGCUCAAAGUAGACGUGGUAAUAGGGGUCAGGGACGUCCCAGAGAAGACCGCGAGUCAGAUAGACGACCAAUAAACCGGCGAAGACGACAAGAGCAACGUAGUCUGUC
Exophiala dermatitidis NIH/UT8656 is the source of this 4235-nucleotide messenger RNA. RefSeq lists its product as uncharacterized. Lineage: Eukaryota; Fungi; Ascomycota; Eurotiomycetes; Chaetothyriales; Herpotrichiellaceae. Gene Ontology annotation, molecular function: zinc ion binding; transcription cis-regulatory region binding; DNA-binding transcription factor activity, RNA polymerase II-specific. The record is from RefSeq and is a predicted model, not a curated record. The transcript is spliced from 9 exons. Gene Ontology annotation, biological process: positive regulation of transcription by RNA polymerase II. Gene Ontology annotation, cellular component: nucleus. Bases 13 to 1941 code for a protein of 642 amino acids.